AUGGAACAUUUGAAAUCAGUCCGGUUGGAACGUCUAAAGGAAGUUGAUGUCUUUGAUUGUCCAAAUCUUGUAAAUUUUGGAAAGAAGGUGGGGCAUAACGGACAAUCCAUGCUAUGUACACAUGAAAAUGAAAUUUCAGCGAGAGCAAACCCAACAAUAGAUGCUACAGGAUGUGGGUUAUUGGAACGCUUUCAUAAUGUAUCGACGGAAUCUUCAUUCGGUAUACCCGAAUUAAAAAGGCUAACAAGGAUUGACUUAUCAGAGUGCAAUAAAGUGGAAGUGGAUGUAGGAAAUCGUGCACCAGAUCCAUUAUGGGUUCAGAAACGCUUUCACUGGAAAGAUUCAAGUAGGAUUAUAUAUCCAGGAAGUAGGAUUCCAGAGUGGUUCAAGUAUUGCAAGGAGACUACUUCAUAUAGCAAUUCUAUUGAGAUAGAAAUUGAUCAUAAUGCGUCCAUGUGUUUUGGGCAUCAGAUCGUAGCAUUAGUUUUGUGUUUUGUUGUGGGACCUCUUCUACUGGGAUUUAAAACUAUUACUAUCUCAAUAAACGGCUAGUCAAUGAUGUGGGACCCAUAUUGUGAUUUUUUGUGGCCUUCA
Molecule: messenger RNA, 594 nt
Organism: Juglans regia (Persian walnut)
Lineage: Eukaryota; Viridiplantae; Streptophyta; Magnoliopsida; Fagales; Juglandaceae
Exons: 4
Coding region: 1-552 (183 amino acids)
Source: RefSeq, a predicted model, not a curated record